Melopsittacus undulatus (budgerigar) is the source of this 1030-nucleotide messenger RNA. RefSeq names its product DnaJ heat shock protein family (Hsp40) member C19 (gene DNAJC19). Bases 117 to 560 code for a protein of 147 amino acids. Gene Ontology annotation, biological process: protein import into mitochondrial matrix. The record is from RefSeq and is a predicted model, not a curated record. Gene Ontology annotation, cellular component: PAM complex, Tim23 associated import motor. Gene Ontology annotation, molecular function: ATPase activator activity. The transcript has 5 exons. NCBI's taxonomy places the organism in Eukaryota, Metazoa, Chordata, Aves, Psittaciformes, Psittaculidae.
CUGCACCCCGGCUGCUCUGCCGUCCUACCGCGCCCCGCCGCACCGCAAACACCAACACCCGUCCGACCCCGGCCCCGGCCCCGCCUCUCACACACCCCAGGCCCUGCCCCGGCUGCAUGCCCUGGGGUCGUGUCCGCAGCUCCCUUCCCGCCCCGCUUUACGACAGCUGGAGGUGGCUUUGCGGCUUGUCCGGGUGCCGUACGGCGAGCGGGGAUCUCCGUGAACUCGUCCCGGCGAUCGCCAGUGCGCGGGGCCGGGGUGGUCAUGGUCGCUAUGCACUAAAAGCUAUGAAACAAAUGGAGCCACAAGUAAAACAAGCACUUCAGAACCUACCAAAACCUGACUUCAGUGGUUAUUACAGGGGUGGAUUUGAACCCAAAAUGACUAAACGAGAAGCAGCUUUAAUACUAGGAGUGAGCCCUACAGCAAACAGAAGUAAAAUCAGAGAAGCUCAUAGACGAAUAAUGCUUCUGAAUCAUCCAGAUAAAGGUGGCUCUCCAUAUGUAGCAGCCAAAAUCAAUGAAGCUAAAGAUUUAUUGGAAGACCAGGCUAAAAAAUGAGAAAAUCAGAGGGUUUGUCCAUGCAAAUAAUUAUUUUUGAUAAAUGGCUCAAGAAAAGUUAUCAUGUCAGUCUUUGACUUAAUAUAAAUGAAGCUGGAAAUAUGAAUUCAGGGAAGUACUUCCCUCCCCACUCAAGUCACUUUUUGGGGAAGUGUGUGAGUGUGACUUCGUUUUUUUUUCAUAGCUGUUCUUUAUUAAGCAGCAAAAUCUGCCACUCAGAACUUUUUUCAGUGUAAAAGAGUACUAAGUGGUUUGGUCAGUGCAUGUUACCAGACUUCCUUGCUGUUACCUAAUUUUUGUUAAAGUAGCUAUGUUUAAAGAUCAUGGUGCUGUUCUUCCAUAUGCCAAAGGCAGCACAAGGGACCGGUUUGGGGAGGGGGUGGAAAAAAACAAGAGGAUUAAUUUGAUGGGAAGGAUUGGACAGAUGUGGUUGCCUAUGGCUGAAGAAAUAAAGUAUAGGAAACUACACA